AUGGCCGAUUUCUUCAACAUAAAAGCGCGGCAAGCCAAUGCUGCCAAGGCUAGCUCAUCGAAAGCGCCCACAACGAAGCAAGAGCCCAACCGCAUGCAGCCAUGGGUCGAGAAAUACCGCCCCAAAACUCUCUCCGAAGUCACAGCCCAAGACAACACCAUCCAAAUCCUGUCCCGCACAAUGCAAUCCUCCAACCUCCCACACAUGCUCUUCUACGGGCCCCCAGGAACCGGGAAAACCUCCACCAUCCUCGCCCUCGCCAAGGAACUCUACGGCCCCGAACUCAUGAAAUCACGUGUCCUCGAACUAAACGCCUCGGACGAACGUGGCAUCAGCAUCGUGCGGCAGAAAGUGAAAGAUUUCGCGAGACAGCAGUUGAGUGUUGCGCCGAACCACACCGUCAUGGUCGAGGAUAAAGACGGUAGUGAGGGGGGCAAGACGGUGCGGUAUAGAGACAAAUAUCCCUGUCCACCGUUCAAAAUCAUCGUGUUGGAUGAGGCGGAUAGUAUGACGCAAGAUGCGCAGUCUGCGCUGCGUAGGACCAUGGAAACAUACUCACGUAUGACGCGCUUCUGCCUUGUGUGUAACUAUGUAACUCGCAUCAUCGACCCCCUCGCGUCCCGUUGUUCCAAAUUCCGCUUCAAGAGCUUAGACCAAGGAAACGCUGUGAAGCGUGUAGGCGACAUUGCGAGACUCGAGAAGGUGGAGUUGGAAGACGGUGUUGCAGAAGAGUUAGUGCGCGUCGCAGAUGGAGAUUUGAGAAAGGCAAUCACAUUCUUGCAGUCUGCGGCUAGACUUGUUGGCGCUGUUGUUGCAGCAAACGGCCAUAAUGCUGGGGCGGGAGGAGGAAAGAAGAAGAAGGAGAAGGAGAAGGUCGUCGCAGACGAAGAUGAAAUGGACAUUGAUGGAGCAACACUUGUACCCCCACCAGCAGUCUCCCUUCCCAUCAUCGCUGAGAUUGCGGGUGUAUUACCUCCCGACACACUAUCCUCCUUCAGCGACAGCCUUUUCCCCAGGUCUUCAGCGAACAAGGUCGUGCGGUAUGCGGAGAUUGCCAAAGUCGUGGAGAACAUGAUUGCGGAGGGGUGGAGCGCGAGUCAGACCGUGGGCCAAUUGUACGAACAGAUCAUGUUUGAUGAAAGAGUCGAGGAUGUGAAGAAGGUUAGACUCGCCGGCGUGUUUAGUGAGACAGAUAAGAGGCUUGUGGAUGGUGGGGAUGAACAUCUUGCUGUGCUGGACUUGGGGGUCAGGGUUGCUGGGGUGCUUUGUCUUUGA
Molecule: messenger RNA, 1275 nt
Organism: Alternaria arborescens
Lineage: Eukaryota; Fungi; Ascomycota; Dothideomycetes; Pleosporales; Pleosporaceae
Product: Replication factor C subunit 2
Exons: 2
Coding region: 1-1275 (424 amino acids)
Biological process (GO): DNA-templated DNA replication; DNA repair
Cellular component (GO): nucleus; DNA replication factor C complex
Molecular function (GO): ATP hydrolysis activity; DNA binding; ATP binding
Source: RefSeq, a predicted model, not a curated record